AUGGGUGCACUUUUAGAUGGAAAUAAAUAUGUUCAUGUAUUACUUCUUGGAACUUCAGAUGUUGGUAAAACCAAAUUCUUAUAUGAAGGAUUGAUUUAAAAUAGUAUUUAAUAUAAUUAAUAAAUAAGAAUACAAAGAUCCUCCUUAUAAACCUACAGAAGGUUAUAACAUGGAAUGUAUGAAAUAUGAAUAAACUACUUAUGCAUUAUGGGAUUUGGCAGCUUCACCAGAAGUAAUACAAAAUAUAAAUAAUGUUUAGUUCAUGACUCUUUGGCAUGUGUUUUAUUAAUUUAUUCCAUUUAAAGUCACAAUCUUUGUUGUUAGAGUAAUUAAAGGAACAAAAGCUUAAAGAUCAAAACACUUUGAUAGUAUGGGGUAAUCUAGAUAAUUAUUACAUCGUUUGAUGACUCUAGAAGUAUUUUAAACUAAACCUUUACUUCUUUUAGUGAAUGUGAAAAUUAAUAAAAUUCUAGAUUGAAAAAGAUCAAUAAGGAAAUAAAUAAGAUGCACUUAAUGAAGCUAAGGCUUGUUUAAACUGGGAUGCCAUUAAAGUCAGAGAUAAAUAAGCAAUCGUGCUUGAUGUCAAUGCUUAUUUAGAUCAUGAAUAAGUAUUAAUGGCUAUGGAUAAAAUGUAUAAAAAAGCUGAAGAAGAAGAUAGUAACUAAAAAGAAUGA
Molecule: messenger RNA, 674 nt
Organism: Paramecium sonneborni
Lineage: Eukaryota; Ciliophora; Oligohymenophorea; Peniculida; Parameciidae
Source: the annotation of a GenBank genome assembly